Molecule: messenger RNA, 1420 nt
Organism: Austrofundulus limnaeus
Lineage: Eukaryota; Metazoa; Chordata; Actinopteri; Cyprinodontiformes; Rivulidae
Gene: rasd2b
Product: RASD family member 2b
Exons: 2
Coding region: 201-1340 (379 amino acids)
Biological process (GO): signal transduction
Molecular function (GO): GTP binding; G-protein beta-subunit binding; GTPase activity
Source: RefSeq, a predicted model, not a curated record
CCGAGCCAUCAGGCUACAUGUUUUUAUUGUCCCUAACAACGUGUCCUCUGGAUGAGGACAGCACCGCUCUGUCUGUCAGCAUGACGCGGACCAAUCACGGGGCUGAGAGCAGGCUUUAUAAACACAGCUGACGUCAGACGUCAACACAGUCCGAUCGGUCAUCUGCUGCACAAACCAAAGCAAAGCGCCUCCAUGCAGGGAUGGAAGUGGGAGGCAUCUUCACUAGCGCGCCGACCGACUCCAUCCCUGGCCCCCAGCAGCGCAGAGAAACCCCCCACCCUCCCGGGAACAUGUCGGCCGGACGCUGCGACGGCUCCUCYAAAGUCCUGCUGACUUACAAACACGCGUCGCAGCUCCUGAGCUGCUCCGGGAUCAAAGCGGGUUUGGGGAUCCUCGCGUCUCAGUGGAAACAGGAGAAGAAGACGCGCUCAGGCGCAGCCGCCAUGCAGCUGCCCUCUGCCAGCAGCACGCACCCGUGCAAGAGAUCCCCGCUGGAUCAGCUGGCAGCUGUGGUCCUCGGYCAAACGAGGACGUGCAAACUUGGUCAGCAAUCACUUCACUCCACCAAACCGCAGAACUGUAAACGACUCGUGGUUCUGGGUGCGCCGCGGGUUGGAAAGACCUCCAUCCUGAGGAGGUACCUCCGGGACGGGUUUGUGGAGGAGUACAACCCGACUUCAGAAGAUUUCCUCAGAAAACUGUUCCACAUCCGCGGGGAGACCUACCAGAUAGACAUCCUGGAUGCGUCCAGAGAGAGAGACUUCCCAGCCAAGCGGCGUCUGUCCAUUCUUACUGGAGAUAUCUUCCUCCUCGUGUUCAGCCUGGAUGACAGGAGCUCCUUCGUGGAGGUGUGCAGCCUGAGAGCCGAGAUACUGGCCGCUAAGUCCAAGCUCACCARGUCCCCGGUGCCAGAGCAGCGCGGGCAGCAGCGGGUUCCGCUCGUGGUGUGCGCCAACAAGGCGGAYCUCCUGGAGCCCGAGAGACAGAUCACCAGAGCCGAGGUGCUCCGAGCGCUCGGCGACGACUGCGCCUUUUUCGAGACGUCCGCAAAGGACAGCACCAACCUGGAGAAAGUCUUUGAGGCKUUGGCGAAGCGGGGGGGUCUUCCGACGGAGACGGGCCCGGACCAGCACCGCAAGGUGUCCCUGCGCUCGUACCAGGCCAUGCGGACAGAGCGCGCGGCGUGGACGGGGAGGCGGGUGGCGGGGCGAGACGAUCCCUGCGGGACUCUGUACCCACAGGCGCGCCGGCCAAGCUUCACCACGGACCUGAGACAAGUCACUGAGCCUGGUGCUGCAAGGARGGCCGGGAAAGGACUGGAGAAAUGUUACAUCCAGUGAGGCGCAAAAAGGACUUGAAACAAUAAAACAACACUUGAACACUUGUUUAAUAAAUGCUUUAAUGUUUAAAAUUAUACUCA